Molecule: messenger RNA, 1929 nt
Organism: Pyricularia grisea
Lineage: Eukaryota; Fungi; Ascomycota; Sordariomycetes; Magnaporthales; Pyriculariaceae
Exons: 2
Coding region: 1-1929 (642 amino acids)
Biological process (GO): nickel cation transmembrane transport
Cellular component (GO): plasma membrane
Molecular function (GO): nickel cation transmembrane transporter activity
Source: RefSeq, a predicted model, not a curated record
AUGGAUCUUGCCGAGUGUUAUGAGCGAGAUCGUCGCAGACAAUCUCUUCCAUACUCUCCUGCACUGCCAGUCAAUCGCGCCAACAUGGCGACUACCCGUCAUCAUCGCGAUCGGGCUCCGGGUUCUUUAAUAGGCGAACGUACUCCGCUGCUCCCACCUCCAGGUGGCUGGCCUGAAGACGCGAACAGCAAUGGUCUACGAGAGUAUAUGCGUGCUACGGCCCUCGCAAAUGCUCGCCGGCCGUCAAACAACCGAUUCCUUCCCAAAUACCCCAUCCGCAUGAUCGCCAGAGCUAUCCCGAUUCCCGUCUGGGGUAUCACCUUUCUCACAAUCCUCAUCAAUAUCAUUGUCUGGGCUGUCGUCGGAACCAUUGUCUACUUUCACCCAAAGCUUUAUCCCUCGAUUGCUUUGUCUUGGAUUCUUGGCCUUCGUCAUGCCCUGGAUGCCCCCAACGUUGCGCUCAUCAACCUGGUUACUCGACGCCUGAUCGCCAACGGCCAGCGUCCCUGCACAAUUGGAUUUUGGUUCUCGCUCGGCUACUCUACCAUUGUCAUCAUGACUUGCAUUGUGGUGGCGGCUACCGGCGGUGCUUUCGUCAAGAAUUUCGGCAACAUCUCCCAGAUUGGCAGCCUCGUUGGUACAAGUAUCUCAACCAUUUACCUGGCUGCUCUCUGUGGGACAAACAUCUGGGUCCUCUAUCAAGUCUGUUACAAGCUCAAGGCCGAGGUAGAAGGUCGCGUCAGGCGUCCUCCCUUUGACAUUUGUAUCCCCCGCGACAUUGUUGAGGCCACCGGAGAUGGUGCAAUCCUGGAAGAGCUGAUUGACGAGGAGGCAUAUCCUACGGUAUUUGAAGAUGAAGAGAACGAGCCCGAGGCCCAGCUCCUCGUCGCCAGUCAACGACUCAACUAUUUUGAGCGUCUCGACAAGUGCUGGAAGUUGAGGGAGAGGUUUUUCAAGGUAUCCGGGAAAUUCUACAAGAUGAUCGACAGACCCUGGAAGAUGUUCCCUACGGGUAUGCUCUUUGGCCUCAGCUUCGGCACUAGUGCCAAGAUUGCUCUCUUGGGCUUGACCAGCAUUCAGGUCGCCCAAGCCAACAUCUGGUUGAUUCUGAUCUACCCGGCCCUUUUCGCUGUUGGCAUGUGCCUUGUCGAUUCCGUCGAAAGCGCUGUCUUCAUGACCCUUCACACAACUCGAACCUUUGAGCGCAAUAUCACAUCCAUCCUCAACUACUCUAUUGUAAUGACCUCGGUGACAAUCUUUGCGUCAUCGUUUGUCUGCACCUUUGAGUGUCUAGCUCUUGCGCGGACGAUCAUGAAGCCUCAGCCAGGAAAUGCCUUCUGGGAUGGAGUCACAGCUAUAGAGGACAACUUUGCUAUCCUUGGCGGUGGGAUAUGCGCCCUAAUUAUCCUCAUGGGCGUCAUGACCAUUUUCUUCUAUCGGUCGUGGGGAGUAUAUCAAACAAACAGAGCUAGGCUUCACGCAAGGUGGGCCGAUUGGACAGCCCGCCGUCAAUUACCUGAGAACCCGCCUCCUGGCGCAAAUCAGAACCCUCCCUUGUCCGUCAACCCUCCUUCGCCCCCGCCCUCGCCAUUACCUACUCUGCCCCAGUAUCUGCCUCUACCUGAUGCGGAGGAAACUGUGAAUGAUCAGACUCAUUGGUUGUUGAAACCUUUGAAGUUUCGGCUAACGAUGUGGCAACAUCGUUAUCAGAGAUCCCGAAUCCCCCCGUCCCCUCUCGACGCCGCCUCGAACGAGGAACUUUAUAACCACUCGAACACGCAACGUAUGAACAACUUGACAGCCGAAGACUUUGUCGAGGACGAGCGGAUGAGGGCGUGGGCAAAGUACAAGGGCUGGCGCAUCAUCAAAGAGUACGAAAGGAGAAGCAGGGAGUACGACGAGUACAGGCUGGCUCACAAUAUCAAUUGA